Messenger RNA from Baudoinia panamericana UAMH 10762, 3033 nucleotides. RefSeq lists its product as uncharacterized. The record is from RefSeq and is a predicted model, not a curated record. NCBI's taxonomy places the organism in Eukaryota, Fungi, Ascomycota, Dothideomycetes, Mycosphaerellales, Teratosphaeriaceae. The transcript has 3 exons. Bases 1 to 3033 code for a protein of 1010 amino acids.
AUGUCUGUACGCGGGGAGCGGAUCGUCUACAGAGAGCGGGACCGGGAGGUGGACCGGGAGACGAGCUACAACGAUGCGCCGAAGCGGACAUAUACGACCGUGAAACGCUACCAGGUUCCAGAUAAGGAAAGCAGCCGGUCCAUCUUACAUCUGGACGACGAGGUGAAGGAGGAUAACAAGCAAAUCGUUAUUCGCAAAGAGCGCCGUGACCCAUCAGCACAAAGAGAAGAUGUGCAGUACCGUGUGACGGAGCGCAUCAGAGAGCGGGAUCUGCCGCCAAGGGAAGAGGUCGACUAUCGCGUUACUGAGCGCAUUAGGGAGUACGACCGCGAACUGCCACCGCAGAGGCGCGACAUACAGUAUCGAGUGCUUGAGCGCGAUAGCGACCGCGACCGAUCAUCUGGCGCCAGGAGUGAGUUCAGGGUGAUUGAGCGCGACAGAGAAGUUCGUGCUCCUUCACCACCUCAAGCCGAGCGCGUUCGAGAGUGGCGCUUCGAAAGGGAGCGAGACUUCUCUCCACCACGUGCGCGGGUUUGGGAGCGCGAACGCGAACGGCCUUUCGACGUGGAGAAGUACAGUAAGAGCACUGAGUACUUCUCGCAGCCCCAACAGAUCAUCAUACGCGAAGCAGCGCCACAGCCGAUCAUCAUCCGCGAAGAACGUCGCGAGCCAAUCAUUAUUCGGGAAGAGCGUCGCGAGCCGCAGUACGAAUUCAUUGAGCGCGAAGAGGUACGCGACGAAUCAAAGUCGUUAGUUUCGAAGAAAGAAGAGCCUCCGCCACCAUCACCUGCACCACCGUCCGAGGCUCCAACGCAGAAGACAAGUCAAACCAAACCAGAAGAAGAAAAUUACUUCUACGAACGCCGUGUACGUCAAAUUGAUCGCGGCCCGCAACGACGCGAUGAUAGUUACGAGCGCAGAAGCGAGGUCAGGCCCCGUGACAGUGCUUCUCAGUACAGCAGCGAUGACAGCUAUGAGUAUGUUCGACGCGAGCGGACAUAUGACGAUGACCGGAGCCGCAGCCGCGAGCGAGAUGAGUCUCCUCACCAUAAAAGGCAUCUAGCUGAGGGCGCUAUUGCUGGCGUUGGCGUGGCUGAAAUUUUACGCCAUCAUCGGAAGUCACAGGGCCAAGCCACUGGAGGGAGAGCUGUGAACGAUCUAGCUGGUGCCGCCAUUGGAGCAAUCGGCGCUGAGGCCGUCAGUCGGGUCAGGAGUAGGCGCCGGAGUUCGCGAGACAGGGACAGGUCUCCCGAGAGCGACUAUGAUAGUAGGUAUGACAGGCGAGACCGACGAAAGCGCUCCCGAUCGCGCUCCAAGUCGUUGAGCCGUGCGCAGCAGCUUGGUGGUCUUGCUGCUGUGGCCGCUGUGGGAGCGCUAGCCGGAUACGCCUUGACUCGAAACAAGAACAAGGAAACUGUUGUGGUUGAACCACCGCACCGCAGCCGCUCGCGGAGACGGAGAGCUAGCGUUGACAGCUACUAUACCGACGACCGAACUGUCUUGUCCGAUGGAGGCGGAAGAGCCAUGGACCCGAACCAUCGCAAUACACGCAUCGCUCAAGCCGGUCUCGCUACCGCGGCUGCAGCAGGCAUAUGGGACCAUGUCCGCUCGAAGAGCCGGGGAGCGUCAGGUCUGGGUGGUGCAGCACUGGCGGGUCUGUAUGAGCGCAACAAGGCGAACAAAGAAGCGGAGAAGGCAGCCAUCAUUGAAGACGAGCGGCACCGCGGCAGGCGCAGGCGAAGCCGGUCGAGGAGUAGGUCCGUUCCCGCACCGUACCCUGACGAUGACCGGAGUGUUGACCACGGGGGUUACAUAGCCUAUGGCAAUGAUCCCAUCUACUCCGAGCCAGGUCGCGGCUACUACAGCGACGAUGAGCCGGGUAGAUAUCAACGGCGCCACCGAGGUGGCAGUGACGACGGCAGCAGCCCGGACACGCGACGGAGGCGCAGUCGGUCACGGCAUCUUGCUGAGACUGGCGCUGCGGCCGGAGCUGCGGCGGUUGCGGCCCAUGAGAUGGGCAAGCGGAGGGAGCGGUCGCGACAGAGAGAUGAACAGCAGAGACACGGACAAGAGGGCUACCAGGAUCAGUAUGGUUACGGCCACGAUCAGGACUACCCCGAUUAUCAUUCGGCACAGCAGCCGGGCGGUUAUCUGCCCGCGGACAACGCGCAACAGUAUCCAAACAGCCAUUACUUCCCGCCGCCGCCGACUGGAGAGUACGCAACUGCCCGUGGUGAGCCAGCAGCGGCUGAACAGAGUCCGUACCCUGCGUACAACCCUGCCGAUUACGCUCAAUCAGGCCCUCAACCGCAUCAACCAUAUGGCCAGCUACACGGCGCUUACAACGAGAGCGACGCGAAUCUUGGCGCACCAUAUCCGAAUGAUACGUUUGCGGGCGAUACGCGCUAUGAUGCGCCGCCCGCGGCCGCUCACCACGAGCGGGGACGAGGCAGAGAACCUCCCGAGAAUGUGAGUGCGCCCACACAAGCAUCCGCCGAGCGUGAACUUCCAGAUGCGGGUACGUUCCAUGUACCCGCAUAUGAGCUUACUGAUGCUACGGGGCAGAGUGCUGAUGCAAAGGUGUCUGCAGAUGGUGUAGAGACGCCCCAACCUGGUCGAUCGCGUAGUCAAAGUCGUGUUCGGUUCAAUCUCGGUGCAAACACGGCUCAUUCACCAGAGGCUGUGCGCAGUUAUGAAAGUCGUCAUACCGAUAGUGAGACGAGCGGAGACCAUAAGCACCGGAGGAGGCGGCGGAAGCAUCGCGAAGAUCAUGCGCGAAAAGGCAACGAGCAUACAGAGUCGCCAAACUUGAUGCAUGACCAAUAUGAGCGGGAGCCGGACCAGGAGUCUGAAGGGACGAUCGAGCUACCCGAUCGCUUCGACGAGCAUGGGAACAGGAAGCCUGUCGAUCCUCUUGCCCAGGGUAUCACUCGGAUCCUUGGUGAAGCCGGCCUUGCGGAUAUACUGGGUAGGUUGACUGGGGGAGGACAGGAUGACGGUGAUGGAAGGAGCGGCAGACGGAGACGUCGUUGA